Messenger RNA from Closterium sp. NIES-65, 723 nucleotides. Lineage: Eukaryota; Viridiplantae; Streptophyta; Zygnematophyceae; Desmidiales; Closteriaceae. The record is from the annotation of a GenBank genome assembly.
AUGCAACUCUAUCUUCAGUGCGACUCUAGGGAAGGAGUCUCGCUCUUCGAUCACACGUCCGACGCUUCUAUUGCACCUAGUGCCAACGCUGACAGUACGGUACGCUCGCAGUGGACUACUCGUGACGCUGUUGCUCGCCUUGCUGUUUGUAGUCACCUGCCGUCUGCUGAGCGUGCGCACUUUGGCCAGUACAAUACUGCUAAGUCUCUGUAUGACGUUGUUGUCGCACGCUACUCCUCCCCUGCCUCUGCUGCCCUCAGCCGCCUAAUGCUACUGCGGUCAGGGCUGCGUCUGCUCCUAGUGGUAGGCGCCGCAGCGGCAAGGGCAAGGGAGGCAAGGGUGGUGGAGGAGAUGACGGGAGCGGCGGUGGUGGCGGUGGAGGAUGUGGAGGGGGUGGGAGUGGAGGUGGGGGUGGAGGCGGGAGUGGGGGCGUUGGUGGCAGCGGUGGAGGUGGAGGCGGCGGCGGCAGCGGUAGUGGGGGUGGCGGCGGCAGUGGAGCUGGUCGGGGUGGAGCCGUGCAGCGUGGAGGCUUUGGCGGUGGCCAGCGCCAGCAGCAGCCGCGUUCCUGUGAGGCCCUGUCGCCCCAGCAGCUUCGUGAGUGGCACUCUGGGCGUGGGAGGUCUGGGGGUGCUGGUCCAUGCGCUUACGUUCUCCGCACUGGCGAGCGCCGUGGAGAGACGUGCGGGCUGCCGCACACUACGCAGCACUGUUACGGUCGCCUGA